Messenger RNA from Phyllopteryx taeniolatus (common seadragon), 2607 nucleotides. RefSeq names its product protocadherin alpha-3-like. Gene Ontology annotation, cellular component: plasma membrane. Bases 94 to 2559 code for a protein of 821 amino acids. The record is from RefSeq and is a predicted model, not a curated record. NCBI's taxonomy places the organism in Eukaryota, Metazoa, Chordata, Actinopteri, Syngnathiformes, Syngnathidae. The transcript has a single exon. Gene Ontology annotation, biological process: homophilic cell-cell adhesion. Gene Ontology annotation, molecular function: calcium ion binding.
UCCGGCUUUGUCACAAAACGGUGGGGUGGACGGACGAGUGCGACAGCGCGUCGCUCGCUUUCUGCUAAAAUCACAUUCUGUCCUUUCACUAAAAUGAAGAAUCAUAGAGAGGACGUGGAGGACGCUUCCCUUACUGGUCAAUUCACGUCGGAUGCAACAAUGUCGAGGAAGACGACACGGAGCUCACUGAGGAUUUAUUUGGCCUUUGUUCUGUUGGAUUGUUGUUGCCCGGCGGCAUACGGACAGCUCUCUUACACCGUUUCCGAGGAGGCAAAGGUGGGGACCUUUGUUGGAAACGUGGCCAAAGAUUUCAACCUCAACGUGCACGAGUUGGACGAGCGCACGUUUCGGAUUGUGAGUGGCUCAAAAAGGAAAUAUUUCGAGGUGAAUGUGAAAACUGGCUUUCUUUAUGUGAGUGAGCGCGUCGACCGAGAGGAGCUGUGCGCUCAGGCUGCAGCAUGCACCGUCAAUGUCGAGGCGGUUAUCAACAAACCUUUAAAGCUCUAUCGGCUGGAAAUCAAUAUCGCCGACAUUAAUGACAAUGCGCCGUAUUUCCUGGAGAAGGUUCAGACAAUUCACAUCGCGGAGAGCACUUUGCCCGGGGCGACUUUUGGUUUCAUCGGUGCGUCGGAUCUCGACGUUGGGACGAAUAGUGUGACUGCGUACACGAUCAGUCCGAAUGAUUAUUUUUCUCUCGAUUCGCGCAAAGGGGGCGAGAGUGUGGCUUCUAAGCUCGUGCUGCAGAAGCCAUUAGAUCGAGAGAAACAACGUUCCGUUACGCUGACUGUGACCGCAGUGGACGGCGGGAAUCCACCCAAAUCCGGCACGUGUCAAAUUCAGAUCAACGUUUUAGACAAUAACGACAAUCCUCCUUUGUUUAGCAGUUCUCUGUAUAAAACGCGGAUUGCUGAAAACUCACCGCGAAAUAAAACGGUCAUCGCCUUGAAUGCAGCUGACGCCGAUGAUGGCUCGAAUGGUGAAAUCGAAUUUUCACUGAGGAGUAAAGGGCAGGAUCGUGUUCUAGAUUUAUUUGGAAUUCAUCCGAAAACAGGCGUCAUUUUUGUCAAAGGAAAAAUUGACUAUGAAGCAAAUUCUGCCUUUGAGAUUCACGCGCAGGCCACAGACAAAGGUCAUCCGCCCAUGUCCACUGAUUGUAAAGUGCUGGUCGAAGUGGAGGACAUCAAUGACAAUGCUCCCGAGAUGAGCGUGACGUCACUGCUGCGCACAGUUCAGGAGGAUGCCGAGGUCGGCACCGCUGUCGCUCUCGUCUCCGUCAUGGACAACGACGGAGGAAGCAACGGUGUCGUUAAAGUUGCCAUUGCAAAUAAGACUCCUUUUCAAUUGGACACAAAUUAUCAAAACUAUUAUUCGUUAAUAGUCAAUGGGCCGCUGGACAGGGAGACUCAAAGCGACUAUAACAUCACGAUUGUGGCGAUUGACGAAGGCGCUCCACCUCUGUCCGGCACCAGCGUUAUUCGCGUGCACGUCUCAGACGUCAACGACAACAAGCCUCGCUUCUCGGAGCCCCUCGUUAAUGUUUACAUCAAAGAAAAUAGUCCGCCGGGAGCGCUGAUACAUAAAGUGACUGCGGUCGAUGACGACGUCCAUCAAAACGGGCGCCUGACUUACUCGUUGCUGCAAAGUAGCACCGACUCGAUUCCGAUAACGACGAUGCUAAACAUCGACUCGGAGAGCGGCGACAUCGUCACUUUGCAGUCGUUCGACUACGAGGCGCUGAAGACGUUGGAGUUCAAGGUUCAGGCCGCAGACCGCGGCGUUCCCCCGCUGAGCGGCGAGGCGAGCGUCAACGUUUUCAUCCUGGACGAGAACGACAACAGUCCCGGCAUCCUGCCGCCCUAUUCCGAGCACGGCUCGGCGAACGGCGAGAGCGUCCCCUAUUCCGCCGAAGCGGGCUACUUUGUGGCCAAGAUCAGGGCCGUGGACGCGGACUCGGGAUACAACGCGCUGCUCUCCUAUCACCUGUCCGAGCCCAAAGGCGGCGGCGGCGGCGGCGACGAGCUCUUCCGGAUCGGAAGCGGCACCGGGGAGAUUCGGACCAAGAGGAGAAUGAGUGACGAUGACCUGAAAAGUCACCCCUUGGUGGUGUUGGUGUGCGAUCACGGAGAAGCCUCCCUGUCGGCUACUGUGUCUAUUGAUGUGCUGGUGCUGGAAAGCACAGCCGACAUCCGCACUCAGUUCAGACACGUGCCCAGAAAGGAGGAGAGCUUCUCCCGUUUCCACUUGUAUCUGCUCAUCGCCAUUGCGGCCGUGUCGCUCGUCUUUCUGCUCAGCCUGCUGGCUUUCGUGGCCUUCAAGUGCCGCGGACGGACGGACGGCGCCCCGAUGAUCGCCGCCCACCCCGACGGGAGCUGGUCUUACUCCCAAGCCACUCAGCAGUAUGACGUGUGUUUGGGCUCGGACACGCUCAAGAGCGACCUGGUGCUCUUCCCCUCGCCCUUUCCGCCGGGGGAAGCGGAACUCAUCAGCAUUCACGGCGGGGACACCUUCGGCAGGACUCAGACUUUGCCUCAUAGCGAGAAGGUAGGAAAAUCCCAUUAACUCGAACGCUCAUGCGAUUCACACAGUAAUUAAAAAUAGAAUGUUUUG